Cotesia glomerata is the source of this 2607-nucleotide messenger RNA. RefSeq names its product myotubularin-related protein 2 (gene mtm). The record is from RefSeq and is a predicted model, not a curated record. Gene Ontology annotation, molecular function: phosphatidylinositol-3,5-bisphosphate 3-phosphatase activity. The transcript is spliced from 6 exons. The coding region runs from base 287 to 2203 and encodes 638 amino acids. Lineage: Eukaryota; Metazoa; Arthropoda; Insecta; Hymenoptera; Braconidae.
AAUAUUAAACUUACAAAAAAAAAGAGAGUAACUGACAAUUGUUGACAACAAGUACAACAAGCUGUGAUUAAUUAUUACCUAAAUACUCUUUAAUAAUUACAAGCAAUAAUUUAAAAAAUAAUUGAACUUGUCAUUUAAAUAAAACUAAAAAACUUUUUUUUUAAAUCUUUGCGGGUAAAUAAUUGAAAUAGAAUUUAGGGCGUGCUGUCAAAAUGAUCGACUCCAGACACUGAUUUUUUAAAUAAUAUAUUUAUUAUUUAAAAUUGAAUAAAAUUCGAGCUAAAAAAUGGAGAAGAGAGGAAGCGCAGAAUUGCUAGCAGAUAAUUCGAAGAAUGCGAGCACGGAUUCAUUAAACUCCAGCAAAAGCAGCUCGCUCAACUCCAAAAUAGGCCAUGAAUCGGAGAGUUGGGAAAAAGCAUCUCAAUCAAAAAGCUUCUCCACCAGCUCGACUUCUACAGAUAACAAUAUAAUCUCCGCGUUGGAGACUAAAAAAGACGACAGAGUAAGCCCGAACUUGGGCGAUAGCGGGCCGCCAUUAUUGAACGGAGAGCGCCGGCAAGGAGUCGCAAGGGAAGUGACGUACCUCUGUCCCUACUCAGGGCCCUCUCGCGGGGUUCUGACUGUAACAAACUACAAGCUGUACUUCCGUUCGAGCGACCGUGAAACUCCGUACACAGUCGAGGUUCCAUUGGGCGUGAUUUCGCGAAUAGAAAAAGUGGGCGGAGCCUCGUCUAGGGGCGAGAACUCCUACGGAAUAGAAGUGUUCUGCAAGGACAUGCGGAACUUGCGGUUCGCACACAAGCAGGAGAACCAUUCAAGGCGAGACGUAUUCGAGAAACUCCACCAGUACUCGUUUCCGCUGAGCCACAAGCUUCCGCUGUUUGCGUUCGAGUACUCGGAGACUUUUCCGGAGAACGGGUGGGCGGUCUACGAGCCAAUUGCGGAGCUCAAGAGAAUGGGCGUCAACAAUGACAUGUGGAAGAUCACGAGGAUCAACGACAGUUACGCCAUCUGCGACUCUUAUCCCGCGAUCUGGGCGGUUCCUACCGCGGCUACUGACGAGGAUUUAGCGGCUAGUGCGGCUUUUAGGAGCAGGGGGCGCCUUCCAGUUCUCUCUUGGAUCCAUCCGGAGUCUCAAGCGACGAUCACCAGGUGCGCGCAGCCUCUUGUCGGCGUCGCCGCUAAAAGAAGCCCCGAAGACGAAAGGUAUGUCCAGCUGAUCAUGGACGCUAAUGCGCAGAGUCACAAACUGUUCAUCAUGGACGCUCGGCCCAUGCCCAAUGCCAUUGCUAAUCGCGCCAAAGGGGGCGGGUACGAGUCCGAAGAUGCUUAUCAGAACGCGGAACUCGUUUUUUUGGAUAUUCAUAAUAUUCAUGUGAUGAGGGAGAGCAUGCGGAAGCUUACGGAACUAUGCUUUCCGACUAUUGAUGAGGCUAAAUGGCUCUCUGGGAUUGAGGCUACCAUGUGGCUCAAGCAUCUGAAGUGCAUUUUGUUUGGAGCUGUUAGGAUUGUUGAGAAGGUCGAAAGUCACAAGACAUCAGUGUUAGUUCAUUGUUCCGACGGUUGGGACAGGACAGUUCAACUUACAGCCUUAGCAAUGCUGCUGUUGGACCCCUACUACAGGACCAUAAAGGGAUUUGAAGUACUGAUCGAGAAGGAAUGGCUGUCCUUUGGGCACAAAUUCUCCCAGAGGAUCGGUCACGGGGACGAGCACCACAGCGACGCAGACAGAAGCCCAGUGUUCCUCCAGUUCAUCGACUGCGUCUGGCAGAUCACCCAGCAGUUCCCGAACGCCUUCCAGUUCAACGAGCACUUCCUGGUGACCAUCCUGGACCACCUCUACAGCUGCAGGUUCGGAACUUUCCUCUUUAGCAGCGAGAGGGAAAGAGUCGCUGAAGGAGUCAAGCAAAGAACGGUGUCGCUCUGGUCCAUGAUCAAUUCUCAGGUUGCGUUAUACAUGAACCCCCUCUACUGGGCUGGGUAUCAGACGGUGCUGCUGCCUACCGCCAGUAUCAGGUACGUCAAGCUCUGGAAAGGACUCUACUGUCGCUGGAACCCCAGUAUGCGGCAACAGGACCCUGUUUAUCAGAGGACGAGAGAGUUGCUUGUCUUAAAGGAACAGCUGGAGAAGCAGGCUGAGGAGUGCAGGAGGGAACUUAAUGUCAGGGCUACAAGAAAUCAGAGGAUCCAAAUUCAUAGUUAAGAUUUGUAAGAGGCCAGAAAUAAAAUUUGAGGCUGAAAUAAUAGAAUUUUUGGGAGUUUUUUUGAGAAAGGGGCGUGGUUUGUGGAACGGGGAGAAGCUUAUAGUUCUCAGGGCGGGUCUUAUCAUUCUUAAGGCGGAGUUAAAGGCGUGGUAGGAAAAAUGGGUGGGUUUAAGUAAUAGUGGGGAAAAUUUUGAGUUUGGAAGAUUAAAUUAAGUAAAUAAUUAAAAACUAAUAAAGAAUUUUUAUUAUUUUAAGUGUAAUUAGGUUAAUUUUAUUAUAAAAAAAGGAAAUAAGUUUAAAAGUGGGGGAGAAAAAGAAUAAAUAGGCGGAGUUUUGGCAAAAAAGUGGGAAAAAGGCGCUUUUUGUUAUGAAAUUUUGAAUAAAUUAAUUUUGAACUUGAUAA